Helianthus annuus (common sunflower) is the source of this 1266-nucleotide messenger RNA. RefSeq names its product protein BIG GRAIN 1-like B. Gene Ontology annotation, biological process: auxin-activated signaling pathway. The coding region runs from base 129 to 1118 and encodes 329 amino acids. The transcript has a single exon. Lineage: Eukaryota; Viridiplantae; Streptophyta; Magnoliopsida; Asterales; Asteraceae. The record is from RefSeq and is a predicted model, not a curated record.
ACGACUUCCUUCUUUUCCACUUUCACUUUGUUUCAUAAAAGUCACCACCGUUCUCAUUUGUUUGUUUGUUGCAAAUGUAGUCAUUUCAUUUCAUUUCAUUUCAUUUCAUUUCAUUUGCUUUUGCUACAAUGGACAGCUACACAUACAGAAGCAGGAAACAAAAACCAUCAUUCUCGUCGACUUUGCUUGACGUCAUCUACCAAUCAGUUGACGAUGAGCAUACAAAAACCACCAGAAAUAGGCAGACCAUUGAAGGUUCAAAGAAUAUCCGCGAUGCGGUUUUUCUAGCUACAGGUUUUGAAACCGGUUCCAGAUAUUAUUCGGAGUUUUCGUCUUCAGAGGCGGACAGAAUAUACGGAUUUCCAACCAGGCUUAAACCUUUACGGACCAGCAUUAAUGAAGAUGGUGAACUGAACACAAACACAAGUAUUUGUCAAAAGCAACUGCACGAGCCGAAAGCGAAAUCCAAAGCUAUGAAGAAGAUCUACCGUUACAUAAAGAAAGGGACGCAUCCGGUUUCACCUGGAGGCCGGUUAGCCAGAUUUCUAACUUCACUUUUCAGUACUACAACAAACACAAAGAAGAAAUCCAAGUCUGGAGAUGAUGAGAUUGUUCAUGCAGAUAGGAAAUCCAAAUUGACGGUCGAUGUUUCGACGCCUUGUUCAUUUUCACAAACGUGUUUAAACCAGACUCGGUCCUCAGUAACGAGGAAUGCAAGGUUUUAUCCCGCGAGCAUGAAUAAUAAUAAUAAUAUCAUUGAUGACGACGAAUACUCUCAGCGUCGUGGACAUAAAUCGGUAAAUGGAGACAGAUCUGAUUCAAUCAACAAAGAGGUUGUUAAUAUGCAUGUGAAGGAUAAAAACCGUCACGUCGAAGAAAGGACGAGGAAUUUGUUGAAGAAUUACCAGAAGAAGGUUGAAUUUGUGUUUGAUUCAAUAAAGAAUAAUGAUGAUGAAGACGACGAUGAAACUUCAAGCUACGCAAGCUCGGAUCUGUUUGAACUGGAUCAUCUUUCUACUAUUGGUAUUGAUCCGUGUAUGCAAGAGUUACCGUUGUAUGAAACAACGAGUGUUGAUGCGAAUCGAGCCAUUGCUAAUGGUCUGUCUCCUUUAGUGUAAUAUCAAAAUUUGUUAUAAUACUUAGUUGUUAAAAGGUGUAAAAGAAAUUGAACGUUGAGAAAGAAAAGUCUUGUUUGUUCAUAUAGAGUAUGUAUGUAUGUACGUAUUAUUCAGUGACAUAUUUUCAAUACUCGGAAAUAAUUAUAAA